UGUAUUAUUAAUAUAUUAACGUAACACCGCCGGACAACGAGAACGCUAAGUCUUUUUCUUCGACGCGACGUCGUGGUCCACGGGAUUUGGUAACAAAUAUAAUCCUCAGACAAUGCGCGCAACAGGUGUCCGUAUCAUUUAUCUGUAUUUUUCCAUCUACACUCGUAUAUGUCUCGCGAUACGCGUGUGUAACGACACAUUUCCCGGAAUACGAUUCCGAUCGGAAACCUAUUGUGUCCGAACUUUUCACGCGGGAUAAUUUCAAAAUUAGAUCAAUAAUCUACAGUACCCGGAUUUGGCGGAUUCGAGAACGCUGCAGAUUUGUACACGUGUUAGAAUGAUAAACAAAGUAUAUAUAUAUAUAUACAAUACAUACGUCGUGCCGAGUAUUUUUCACACACAACGCGCAACUCACAGUUUUAUUUUUCUAUGAUUUUGCAUAUUGUGUUUUAAGUCUCAUCCGAGAAGUAUGAUUAAUAAUGUGACAUUACAGCUCGGCCGCACGCAUUACGACGGUUGUUGUACGUGAGAUUAAAAUUAUAAUAACCGUACGAUAACUACCGCAGCCUAUCUGUAAUGCGUAAGAAAUGCUUAAGCUAUUAUACGUCGGCCCACAAUACAACGUAUUAUUAUCAUACGUAGUGUCGCCGGCCGAAUCCACCGAAACGAAUAGUUCCGCCACUAUUAUGAUAAUAAUACGGUUCAAUAUAUUAUAAUAUUAGAGAACGCAUAAUAAUAUUAAUAAUAUAAAAUUGUUAUAUUCGUCGGACGCUCUGUAGACACAUAUCUGCUUAUUCACAAUCGUUUAAUAAUUGAUCGAUAACAACAUAAAUGCCCAACAUUAUAAUAAUUGUUAUUAUUGUUAUACGUAUCGCCCGACACGACCGAUUUUCGUAAUGGAAUUAAUUGGUCGAUGUUAAAUCAAUAAGCGUCGGUGACGAACGGCGUGUGGUACGCUGCGUGAAAUCAUUCAUUUUAUCGUAACCGUAAUACGGUAGGAAAACCAAAAUCGUAUUGGAUCGGUUUGUGGUUUAGCGACAAUCGCCGUAUAAUUGUUAUUUAUUUAGUUUGUAAUGCGACAGCGGUUUUUUCCCGUUUCCCGGCUGUAGUUGUACGCGUGAUAUUAUUGCCGACGUUGAAUACAUUUCGUCCGCGUGAUAACCGUCUGCUGCAGUAUAUUUUCGUGGAACACGUCCGGUUCGGCCUUCAUGACGUUGUCUGCCGAAGACCGUCUUUAGAGGUACAUUAAACUACGCCUAUUGAUUUAUUCAUUCAAACGAUAUACGAAACAUCAUCAAAUUAAUAUAUACGUCGUGUGCGUCGUCAUUGACAACAUAUAUUUACGAUCCUCAACCAGUGUUAUAAGUCUGAGGUAGGCUUAGACAUCAUACUAUAAUGGGACAAUUUCCCUUGCCGCACGCAGUUACCGAUAUACGAUGCGGGAAUGAAUUAGAAUACGACCUCGUAGAAACAAAAGUCAAGUAUGGCAGAAAGGCUACUAUUGCUCAGUUAUUGGCUACGAUUGUUCAGAGUUUAUUACUGGUAAACGUUGGAAUGGAGUUGGCGAUGGCUACAGUAGUAAUCGGUUCACUUUACAAAAAUCCAAAAGCUGAAUUUGUACUGACUGAUACCGAAUCUUCUUGGUACGGAAGUAUACUUUAUUUGUGUCAACCGAUUGGGAGUGUACUGUCCGGAUACGCGCAAAAACACUUCGGAAAGAAGUCUUGCGUGGUUCUGGCUUGCGUUCCCAGCAUCUUCGGCUGGAUACUGCUGUGGUACGCAAACUCGGUUACCAUGUUGUACUGGUCGACCAUAACGAUGGGCAUGGGUUUGGGCUUCAACGAUGGCCCGGCGUACUCGUACAUCGGAGAGAUUUGCGAACCGAGACUCCGGGGAAUCAUGUCCUGUGUGAUAAACAUGGCGUGCCUAAUAGGCGUCUUGUCCAGUUACGGGCUGAGUUACGUUUUCCAAUGGAAGACCGUGGCGGCGAUGAGCGCCCUGUGUCCGGUCAUGUGUCUGACGCUAGUGACAUUUAUACCGGAAAGUCCGAUUUGGUUGAUAUCCAAAGGCAAAAACGAGAAGGCCAUGAACGCCAUUUGUUGGCUGAGAGGAUGGGUAGAGCCUCGUGUCGUUGCCAACGAGUACCAAGAACUGAUGUUUUAUUACAAGACGUCUUUAGACAAAUCAAAGACGAUAAGAGAUUCGAAAGGCACGUUUUCGUCGUUUUUAUGGAUCAAGAGUCCCUCGGUGUAUCGACCACUACGGCUGGUCACCGUUUACUAUGUAUUCACGUUAAUUUCGUGUCUGACACCCUGCCGCCCUUACAUCGUUAAAUUGAUGUACGAAUCGGGUGUGAAGGAUACCCACAGUAUAGCUUUAGUGCUUUAUGGAUUUAUGCAAUUGGCUGGAAGCGUAGGACUCACUUUAACGGUGCGGAAACUAGGAAAGCGAUAUUUGACUUUAUCAACGUUGUGCAUAAACACGCUGGCAAUAUUCGUGUUCGCUAUAUACUUCGUAUGUAUUAAUAACACACUGAUUAGUCCCAAAGCCUACGUGCCAAUGGUACUCUACUCGAUCAUCAUGUUCUCUGGAGCUAUGGGCAUGUUGACCGUGCCAUGGACGUUGGUCAGCGAGAUAUAUCCUAAUGAAGCUAAAAGUUUCGCUUCUAGUCUGACGACUGCAAUUUUUUACAUUCUAACGUUUUCGGCGACCAAAGUAUAUUUAAGUGUCGAAAAUACUUUGGGCCUGAAUAACACCUUCUUCAUGAUGGCAGCUUCCAGUUUUGUUGGAUUCGUAUACCUCUACAGAAAUAUGCCGGAGACCGAGAACAAAACUUUAAUGGAAAUUGAAGAAUUUUUUGUACCCAAAAGCGAACAAACUUCUUCUGAGAUAUCACCUGAACCCCAAGCCGUAUGAUGUAUUCUAUUUUUAUUUUUUUUUUUUAGUGUACAUAAACGGUUUAGUAUUAAAAAAGUUACCUUGGACGAUGUAUAUACAAAUUUGAAUUAUUACAUAUUAUUUCGAUUGUGCUAUUAUCGUAUGUGACAGUUGCAAUGGUAUUUUUAUGGGAUUUGCAUUGUUAUAUUAUUAAAACAUCAGAUUCUAUAAAUAUAUUAUGUUUCGCGUACUCAGUAAUAUGCGAAGAUCACAAUAACGAACGUUCAUUAUUGUGAUAUGUAAAAUAAUCCAAAUUCCUUGUUUUGUGUUUGAACACAACUUUUAUUAACUUUUAGCACUCGUUUAUUUAAUUUAUUAUACGUUAUAUAAUAUUCAAUGUUAGAAUUCGUGAUACUUAUAAUUUUUAAAAGCAACUUAUUAAAACAUAAUAUGUUUCACCAUCUAUUUAGUGAAGUUUGUACAACAUUAUUUUAACAAGAACAAUCUUCUUAUUAAAAUUUAAACCACAUUAAUAUAUUAUAUUAUUUAACAACUUCUUAAACAUCUUUGCUCACGAAAUAUACUAAAAUCUACAAUUUUAGGAAUAACUUAUUUUUAUCCAGCAUAAUAAUACAUAUUAACUUUUUUUUAUAUUGGGAAUAUAGUUUUUAUUACGUUGAGUGUCGACAUAAAGACAUUUUAAUGGAUCAUAUUAAUUAGUGUUGUUAUUAAUUUUUCUGUAGUUAAUAAUAUAUAACAUAUAAAUACGUACAAUAUAGUAUUGUAUUAUAAUUUGUAGUAAUUAAUUUAAUUUUUGUUAUUGCUUUUAUCAUUAAUUAUUGAAUGUGCUAAUAAAUGUAUAUAUAUAAAUAGAAUAGAAAAAAUAAAAAUACACUGUGUACAAAAUAAUUGUUUUAUACAAAUCAAAUAUCAUUAUUUCAAUUAAAUAUUCUUAUUUCUUAACACUA
Molecule: messenger RNA, 3845 nt
Organism: Rhopalosiphum padi (bird cherry-oat aphid)
Lineage: Eukaryota; Metazoa; Arthropoda; Insecta; Hemiptera; Aphididae
Product: facilitated trehalose transporter Tret1-like
Exons: 8
Coding region: 1396-2916 (506 amino acids)
Biological process (GO): transmembrane transport
Cellular component (GO): membrane
Molecular function (GO): transmembrane transporter activity
Source: RefSeq, a predicted model, not a curated record